AUGGCCGAAGCCAAUCACGUUAUCAUGGAUGGCGUUUCAGUCCCCUCUACUGAAGACUCACGCACCCCUCUUUCUCGAAUCCCCGCCCGACCCGAACGAACAAUUGAGAUCGACGACAUUGACAUUGAGACUUUCGACUUCCUUGUCAAGUGGCUCAUCACUACCGACAAAGAUGUUGCGAAAACAGUGAGCAAACAUGCUCUGCAUGUGGAGUAUGUUGCAGAAGCCUGGCACAGGAUCAUGCCCAUGUUGAACACCUACAUCUUCGGAUACAAGUACAACAUCUGGAUAUUACAAGUCGCUUCACUCACUCAGUUGGCACUCUACAUGCAAGCGUAUAUUGAUCAUCGCGAACCGCAUGACUCUUCCAAGUGUCGCUCAACCGGCAACCAAUUUCCACGCAAACAGAUCGCAUUUAUCUACGACGAAAAAAAACGCAGUAACUUCAUAGCCCUACGUCAAUUGCUGGUCGACAGUUUCUGUGCUGCAGACAUGGAGGAGCGCUUGACUUGUGAGAAACUGCUCCGCUAUCCAAGUGUGUUCUUGGUCGAGGUGACACACAGACGAUUGGAGCUAGCCGCUUCGAAAGGAACUGGUGCGGAAACAGAGGGUAUCCUGCAAAUUCACUUGUAUCGUGCCGAGCUCAUGGGCUUGAAGAGGAAGCGGGCGGAUUGA
Messenger RNA from Parastagonospora nodorum SN15, 675 nucleotides. RefSeq lists its product as hypothetical. Bases 1 to 675 code for a protein of 224 amino acids. The transcript has 3 exons. NCBI's taxonomy places the organism in Eukaryota, Fungi, Ascomycota, Dothideomycetes, Pleosporales, Phaeosphaeriaceae. The record is from RefSeq and is a predicted model, not a curated record.